UGCAGAUAGGAUCUUACCAAGUGGGGAAUCACAGGCCUCCCAAAAAAAUCGUAAAUACACAAAUAUGACUCGUCCAAGAUGAGAAGAAAAUGUGACUGUCAACCGCUGGAUUUUCUCAGAGGACAUGAGAGCCACGAGGGUGGCCGCUGCAAGGAAGAGGACGGGCAAGAUAAAUCUGGUCACUUCGCAUAUAAGCAAAGGCUCCGGACGCCCAGGCUAUAAGGCGCACCUGCAAGAAGUGUGGAGGAAUAAUUGAAUUCCGCUUUCUUUCUUUUUUGGCCGUCUCAGCAGGAAGAAGGACGGCAACGACAGGGACAAAGGCAGACACAGGAAGUUGGAAGAAGGGGAGCCGAAGAAGGAGAGGAGAGUCGUUCGAUUUAUUGCCGGAAAAUGGCCCCCGUCAGCAACAUAGGGAAGUAUCAGCUCCGGCAAACGAUCGGAGAAGGCACCUUUGCCAAGGUCAAGCUGGCCAUCGACAGCUCGGAUGGCCAUACCGUUGCCGUCAAGGUCAUCGAUAAGCAGAUGGUGAUGGAAAACAAUCUUAAGCAUCAGGUGAAAAGAGAGAUUCGGACAAUGAAGCUUUUACUUCACCCGAACAUUGUAAGGAUACACGAGGUCAUCGGAACCAAGACAAAAAUAUACAUAGUAAUGGAAUAUGUAUCCGGAGGACAACUAUCAGAAAAGCUGUCUUAUCUGAGGAAAUUCAGUGAAAGCGAGGCAAGAAAGCUAUUCCAACAGUUGAUCGACACGGUGGACUAUUGCCAUCACAGAGGGGUAUAUCACAGGGAUCUGAAGCCAGAAAACUUGCUGUUGGAUAGCAAGGGGAAUCUGAAGGUGUCUGAUUUCGGACUUAGUGCUUUGCGAAAGCCUGGAGACAUGUUAUCGACAGCGUGUGGCUCUCCAUGCUAUGUUGCACCCGAGCUAUUUGCGGAUAAAGGGUAUGACGGAGCAGCUGCAGACAUUUGGUCUUGUGGGGUGAUCCUCUUCGAAUUACUGGCAGGGAAUUUGCCGUUUGAUGACCGUAGCCUGAUGAAUUUAUACAAGAAGAUCGCAAGAGCAGAAUACACAUGUCCACCAUGGUUCACAAACAGUCAAAAGAAGAUCCUCUCUAGAAUACUUGAUCCAAAUCCUACAAGGCGAAUAACAAUAUCGGAGAUUUUAGAGGAUGCUUGGUUCCAGGAAAACUACAAACCUGCUUGCGGAGGCGAAUGUGAUGCAAAGAACCUGGAUGAUGUUAAUGCUGCUUUUGACGCACUAGAGGAUAGUGAUGCAGAGAAGACAAUGCCAAAGUCCAACAAUUUUAUAAAUGCUUUUCAAUUGAUCGCAAUGUCACGCGACCUGGAUUUAUCAGGACUUUUUGAAGAACAGGAAGAGAAGAAACAAAAAACAAGGCUUGGAUCCAAAAAUACAAUUAGUGAUACCUUCAGAAAAAUAGAAGUUGCUGCAACAGAUAUGAGUCUUUCAAUUGAAAGAUUAAACAAUAAGAUGAAGAUGCAUCCAAGGCAAAAGAUGACUAGAUGUGCUAGAUCCUAUCUUGAUUUUUCAGCAGAGGUGAUUGAAGUUGCUCCUGAGCACUGUGUAGUAGAAAUCUCGAAAUCAGCAGGCGAGCUAGGAAUGUAUAAAGAGUUCUGCCGGAGUUUAUCAAGCCUGCUCACUGAGAAAUCAUGCGAUUCAUUAGAGAGUCCAACGUCUCGAGAGAGCUUAAUCCAAUGCGAGGACGUAGUCAGAGCAGGAUGCUCUAAAGAGGACAUUGAUGAUGAUGAGGACCUCCAAAGUUCAUCAUCCUCCUUAUGAUCAAGCUGGGCACCUUUCAGGACUCAGGAUCAUGCCGAUGAAAGAAUGUAAAGCCUAUUUCAACUGUACAUUGAGAAAUUUACGCAAAGCUUUUGCACCAAGUUCAAUCAACUUAAUGGAUAACAAAAAUUCUCUGGU
Molecule: messenger RNA, 1932 nt
Organism: Eucalyptus grandis
Lineage: Eukaryota; Viridiplantae; Streptophyta; Magnoliopsida; Myrtales; Myrtaceae
Product: CBL-interacting serine/threonine-protein kinase 21-like
Exons: 15
Coding region: 391-1794 (467 amino acids)
Biological process (GO): signal transduction; protein phosphorylation
Molecular function (GO): protein kinase activity; ATP binding
Source: RefSeq, a predicted model, not a curated record